Molecule: messenger RNA, 1412 nt
Organism: Pristis pectinata (smalltooth sawfish)
Lineage: Eukaryota; Metazoa; Chordata; Chondrichthyes; Rhinopristiformes; Pristidae
Gene: stoml2
Product: stomatin (EPB72)-like 2
Exons: 10
Coding region: 73-1140 (355 amino acids)
Cellular component (GO): membrane
Source: RefSeq, a predicted model, not a curated record
GUAAAUAGUUCGUCGCCCGUGUGGUCGGAGUUCCGCCCUUUCUGUCCACCUGCUGUGUCCGCGGCCGCCGGGAUGUUGCGCUCGCUGAUUCGGGGACGGACCUUGCUGCAGCAUUCUCGAAGAGGAAUACCUCAGGCAUGGUUAGUAGCAGCACCGCACCGAUGGGCAUCAAGCCUACCCAUGAACACCGUCGUACUCUUUGUUCCACAGCAAGAAGCUUGGGUAGUAGAACGAAUGGGUCGUUUUCACAGAAUACUUGAUCCAGGUUUGAAUUUCUUGAUUCCAGUCGUAGAUCGGAUAAGAUAUGUACAGAGCUUAAAAGAGAUCGUUAUUGAUAUUCCAGAACAAUCUGCUGUCUCAUUAGAUAAUGUGACUUUACAGAUAGAUGGUGUACUAUAUUUACGAAUAAUGGAUCCAUACAAGGCAAGUUAUGGAGUUGAAGAUCCUGAGUAUGCAGUUACUCAGCUGGCCCAAACAACCAUGAGAUCUGAACUUGGGAAGCUCUCAUUGGACAGUGUUUUCAGGGAAAGAGAAGUAUUGAACAUGAAUAUGGUAACUCAAAUAAAUCAAGCUGCAGAUACAUGGGGAAUCCGCUGCUUGAGAUACGAGAUCAAGGAUAUCCAUGUUCCACCUAAAGUGAAGGAAGCCAUGCAGAUGCAAGUUGAGGCUGAAAGAAAAAAGCGUGCUACUGUGUUGGAAUCUGAAGGGGCCAGAGAAGCUGAAAUCAAUAUUGCAGAAGGGAAGAAACGGUCUCGAAUUCUGGCUUCUGAGGCAACAAAAGCAGAAAAGAUCAAUCAAGCUGCAGGUGAAGCCAAUGCAGUCAUUGUACAAGCAAAGGCAAAAGCAGAAUCUAUUCAAAUGCUUUCUGAAGUCCUUGGUCAACAAUAUGGAAGUCAAGCAGCCUCAUUGACUGUAGCAGAGCAAUAUGUAUCUGCCUUUAAUAACUUGGCCAAGCAGACCAAUACACUUCUACUUCCAUCAAAUACAGCUGAUGUCACUAGCAUGGUGUCACAGGCCAUGGGAAUUUACAAUGCCCUCAAUAAACCGGAAGCAAUGAAAGAGAAACUGACAAUGGAUGCUGCUUAUACUGAGAAAUCGCCACUAGUCAGUGGGAAUCAAACAUUCCGUUCAGAGACAUAAUCUGAGAUUUCAACUGAAUGACAAAUGAAAAUUGAAAUUGCAGAAUUUCCCAAAUUCUGACUGUUCUGAGAUGAAGAUUUGUUUUAUUCAUGUCACAACAAUUUUAUACUCGUAGAAGAAUUGAUAUCAUUGGCUGCCUGUAGCUUAUGUUCUUCCUGUUGAACUGCAUCAUGGAUAUAAGAUUGGAUGAAUUGAUUGGGAUCAGUUUGUAAAAUUUCCUGAGAAAGAAAUUAAAUGUCUAAUUAUUUCUUCUCCAACAUCAAAAGUAAAUA